ACUAGUCCAGAAACAAGUAUCAAAUUAAAUGGUAAUCAAGUAACUCGAGAUCCACCCAAAACUUCACAAUUCUUCAACAACAAUAGAUCCCAAAAAGCAAAAAAAAAAUGUCUUCUUCUUCAUCUUCAUCAUCCUCUCUUGGGUGUGGGAGAUCAGCAAUUGUCCGGAGAAUGGUGAAUCUUCCCCGCAACAUCUUGGGAGGAUUCUCCAGGAUGAUGGAUCAAGGAAUGGAGUUAAUGAGAACAGGAGGAAUAAUAAGAAGGCCUCAUCAUCACCUCCCCCCACUGGACUUCCCAUUCCACCACCACUACGAUCCAACGGCCCACGACGAGUGGGCAUUCUUGAACAGCUUCGAGCACCAGUAUGGGACCCAACACCCCUUCUUCUACGCCUGCAAAUUCAUGGACGCCCUAAAGAUUUGCAGGGAUGAACACAAGCUGUUGUUCUUGUACCUGCACUCCCCUGGACACCCUUUCUCGCCCUCUUUCUGCAGAGAGACGCUGUGUUGUGAGGUGGUUGUGCAGUUUCUUGAUGCCAAUUAUGUUUGCUGGGGUGCCCUUGCUGAUGCAGGUGAAGGCUUGCAAAUGGGUGCCACACUUAGAGCCUCUACUUACCCCUUUUGCUGUGUGGUGGCCUCAGCCCCUGGGGACUCCAUUGCUGUUUUACAACAGAUGGAAGGUCCAGUGUCAGCAGCAGAGCUGGUGGAGAUACUACAGAGGACAAUGGAAGAACAAGGGCUGGCCUUUGGCACUGCACUGCCCAAACAGCAACAAAAACUAUGGGCAGAUCGACGGCUGAGAGAAGAGCAAGAUGUCGCUUACAUCACUUCACUACAAAUAGAUCAGGAGAAAGAAAAACUGAGGAGUAGAGAGUCUGAACAAAAUGUUCCAAAACAAGAAACUCCAACAAGCAGUGGAAGACCUAAACAUAUUUCCUCACAAACUCAUCAGCGCAAUAAGGUAAAAGAAGGCAUUAGUUUUGGCAAAGGAACUUCACAAAGAAAUGGUGCAAAUGGAGUGAAAAGUGCCGAAAUCAUUCAGAUACAAAUUCGGUUUCCAAAUGGAGAGAGGAAGGAGCAAAGCUUCUUAUCAACAGAUAAGAUCCAAGCAAUUUAUAGGUAUAUUGAUUCACUAGGCAUGCCAGGAGUUGGGAAUUACAGGUUGAUAUCAAACUUCCCCAAAAAGGUGUAUGGUGUGGACCAAAUGGCAAUGACCCUUAAAGAUGCUGGGCUACAUCCUAAAGCAAGUCUUUUCUUGGAGCUUAUUUGAAAUGAAAUGAAUUUCUAUACAUCUAAUUAGCUCCAUCAAACAAAUACAAAAAAACCCAUCUCCAAUUGCUAAUUAACUUCUAAUUGCAAUUAUAGUUGAAAUAUGAAUCAUUGGUGAUUGCCAAAGAAUUUGCGCUCAAGCGGCAUAACUGUGACUCUCUCAAAUGGGAUGUUAAAUGACUCUUUGUACAGGUUGAGAAAGUAUGUAUGACCAAAUAUUAUAUUCUAACUAA
Ipomoea triloba (trilobed morning glory) is the source of this 1500-nucleotide messenger RNA. RefSeq names its product plant UBX domain-containing protein 10-like. Gene Ontology annotation, cellular component: endoplasmic reticulum. The transcript is spliced from 4 exons. The record is from RefSeq and is a predicted model, not a curated record. Bases 108 to 1268 code for a protein of 386 amino acids. NCBI's taxonomy places the organism in Eukaryota, Viridiplantae, Streptophyta, Magnoliopsida, Solanales, Convolvulaceae. Gene Ontology annotation, molecular function: ubiquitin binding.